Molecule: messenger RNA, 846 nt
Organism: Exserohilum turcica Et28A
Lineage: Eukaryota; Fungi; Ascomycota; Dothideomycetes; Pleosporales; Pleosporaceae
Exons: 3
Coding region: 1-846 (281 amino acids)
Source: RefSeq, a predicted model, not a curated record
AUGCAGGAUCGAAAGAAAGGAAAGCGUCUUAUUAUAGGCUCGGCAAUCUUCAUCACUCUGAUCAACAUUAGCGUGUUUUUCGUAUGGAUACCCGCGCGUCUUCAGAUAAGCGAAGAGUUUAUACGAAUCAAUGAUGUCUGGGACCGAAUCGAGAAAAUUCUCUAUUUGCUUUUUGACGUUUACCUGAACUGGUAUUUCAUACGAGUAGUCAAGGCUGAGCUAGUGAAGAAUGGCUUGACCAAGUACAACCGCUUAGUUCGCUUCAACAAGCGCAUGAUUGUGGUCUCUCUUCUCUUCGAUGUCUUGAUUAUUGCCGCAAUGAGCAUCCCAAACGGAAUGGUCUAUCCUAUAUUCCAUCCGCUGGCUUACAUAGCCAAACUCAACAUUGAGAUGUCCAUGGCUCACCUCAUCAGAAUGAUUGCUUUGGACGAGCGAAAUUCCAACCCCAACGUGUCUCUAUUUGUCGCAUCAGCAUUGGCACCCGAUGAAACGAGACCCAUCACCAACCUCUUUUCUGAAGUCCGCAUGCCAAAACGUGCGCUUAUCCUCAGCCUGUUCAGCAGCGACCCGUACAAAUUCGUACGUCAAGAUGCUCAAUCAAUAGAGCCAGGAAACAUUUCCACACGAACUACUACGCUCACCGACCUUGAGUUCAAGUCCUUGGAGCACAAUUCCAGUACGAGAAGCGGUUGCGACAACGAUGACAGGGCUGCGCAUGAAGCCGGACUAAAAGGUCCUGUGCUCAGAGAAAACAUCGAUGAAGAGAUGGGGAUUUCGCAGCAGGGGCACGAUGUAAGAGCUCCAUAUCACCUGGCUUCGCAUUCUCGAGCAAAAGGUGCUGAAUGA